This is a messenger RNA of Psylliodes chrysocephalus, 729 nucleotides long. The record is from the annotation of a GenBank genome assembly. Lineage: Eukaryota; Metazoa; Arthropoda; Insecta; Coleoptera; Chrysomelidae.
AUGCCUAAAUGUAUAAAAUGUAAAUCAUGUUUCUUUAAAGUGAAUGCUUUAAUUGUUCACCUUAAAAUAUUACAUGGAUAUAGUGAAACGAGUCUCUUUGAAUGUGGUGUAGAUGGCUGUAACAGAAAUUUUCCCUCUCUAAAAACUUUUAGAAGACAUGGAAAAAAACAUGAAACAACAUUUUCUGAAAGCAAUGAUAUAUCAGUUUCUGAAGUCGCUUGCAAUUCUCAUGGUGUACCAGAAUUAUCUAAUGAUAUAUUGUUUGUUCAUUCAUCAACACAUGUAGAAAGAUUGACCAAAAUUAACGAAUUGCUUGAUGUUCCUUUGAAAGAAAACAUUAAUUUGAAGGAAUUUCAAGUUGCCAUUUUUAGAAAUAAUAUAUCACUCAUGUGUAACUUGUAUUCUGAAAAUACAUUUUGUCGAAGUGACGUUCAAAAGAUUAUUGAUCAUUUUAAUCUAUUUUUAAUUGAACCUCUAAAUAUUUUUCAAAGAGGUCUAUUUGCUAUUUUUAUAGAUAAAUAUUCUAUGUCAGACUGUGAUAUACACGACAUUAAAAGGUAUUUUGAGGAAUUUCAACAUUUGUUUAAAAACUUUGAAACAGAACAUUUAAGAUUUAAAUAUUUAGAAAAAUCGGGUUAUUUUAUAAAACCUGAAGAGUAUGUUGUUGGCCAACAUCUGCAAAGGGAGAAAUUAUCGACCAUACCAAAACAUUACACUGCUCAGUAUUAA